This is a messenger RNA of Mytilinidion resinicola, 503 nucleotides long. RefSeq lists its product as uncharacterized. NCBI's taxonomy places the organism in Eukaryota, Fungi, Ascomycota, Dothideomycetes, Mytilinidiales, Mytilinidiaceae. Bases 142 to 363 code for a protein of 73 amino acids. The transcript has a single exon. The record is from RefSeq and is a predicted model, not a curated record.
GAGUUACACUUCGCGGUACCGUGUUUUUAGCAAAUCCAGCUCAGCCUUAGUAAGAAUCAGGCCAGAAAAGAGCUUCCUCCGUUCUAAUCCCACCUACCACCUGUGGCUUCAAAUCUGCGCUAGACCACCGGACGCAUCCAGAUGCUGUAUCUCGCACCACUGUGUGGUAUCGUCGCCGCGGACGACCCUCAAAGAAAGACUAAGGCCGAAAGCCAGCAAUACCUCACUCCGUCAGAAGAGAAAGCCCUCGUCAUAUUUCUACUACGAAUGGCUGCCCUCGGAUUUCCCGUACGCAUCAAGUUCAUACCUUCGCUAGCCUUCAGCCUCGCCCGCCGGCGGUCCGCGAACAAAGUUCAUAUGUAGCUGGCGGCGGCCGGGCACCAAGCCGCAGCCAGCCCGUUGGACGCGGCAACGUGGGCCCUCCAGCAAGUAUGAAAUUUGAGGCGUCCUUUCAAACUCGUAAUGUUCGUACAGUUGAAUAUGACUGAAUAUGGAUCGUCCAC